GCGCGCGCGGCUUUCUCUUCUCAAGCCGUUUAACGGUCACUUCAGCUAGUAGUGAAGUGUUUUUCUUUGGUUUCUUUUUCCAAUUUUUAGGAAGAAAAAAACGAAGAGAAAAAAAGAAGGAGAAAGAGAAGAAAAGGAGAGGAACUCAGUCGGAUGAUGGCAGCGAACUGGCUGUUGGGACUUUUGCUGUUUUUCCUUCAGGCUUGCAGUUCCCUAUCAGCUGAUGCUGAAGAGAGGCUGGUGGAUUUUCUCCUCAGUUCAGAUCGCUACAAUAAACUAAUCAGACCGGCGAUCAACAAGAGUCAGCAGGUCACCAUCGGCAUCAAAGUGUCCCUGGCUCAGCUGAUCAGCGUGAACGAGAGGGAACAGAUCAUGACGACUAACGUGUGGCUCACGCAGGAGUGGAAUGACUACAGACUCGUCUGGGACCCGGACAACUACGACGGCAUCCAAAAACUACGAAUCCCCUCCCACCACAUCUGGCUUCCUGAUAUCGUGCUCUACAACAAUGCGGACGGUGUGUAUGAAGUCUCAUUCUACAGCAACGCUAUUGUCUCCAACACCGGCGACAUCUUCUGGCUUCCUCCAGCCAUCUACAGGAGCGCCUGCGCCAUCGAGGUCCGCAACUUUCCCUUUGACCAGCAGAACUGCACGCUGAAGUUCCGCUCGUGGACGUACGACCGCACCGAGCUCGACCUUGUGCUGAUCUCUGACUUCGCUAGCCGUGAUGACUACACGCCCAGUGGUGAGUGGGACAUUGUGUCUUUGCCGGGCCGCAAGAACGAAGACCCAGACGACGCCACCUACAUGGACAUCACGUACCACUUCAUGAUCCGACGCAAGCCGCUGUUCUACACCAUCAACCUCAUCAUCCCGUGCGUUCUCAUCACCUCUCUCGCUGUUCUCGUCUUCUACUUGCCGUCAGACUGCGGUGAGAAAAUUACUCUGUGCAUCUCUGUGCUACUGGCCCUCACCGUCUUCCUCUUACUGAUCUCCAAGAUCGUUCCGCCGACCUCGCUGGCUGUGCCGCUCAUCGGCAAGUACCUCAUGUUCACCAUGGUGCUGGUGACCUUCUCCAUCGUGACGAGUGUAUGUGUGCUUAACGUGCAUCACCGCUCGCCGUCCACACACCACAUGCCUGCCUGGGUGCAGCGCGUCUUCCUGCACCAGCUGCCCGUCUUCCUGCUAAUGCGACGACCAGGUCGCUCCAACAUGCGUGAAAGAUUUCGCAGGAAACACCGGAGCAAGUCGUUCUCUGGUGACACUUUCGCUCUGGGAGCCUGGAGGACAGCAGAGCUGCCUGAGGGCUCAGAGUUUGGGCAGAGGGUCAGAGUCAGGCAUGACUCAGAGGUGGAUGAGGCCAUAGAUGGCGUGCGGUUCAUCGCUGAGCACAUGAAGACCGAGGAUGAUGAUGAAGGGGUCAUUGAGGACUGGAAGUAUGUCGCCAUGGUGAUCGACCGUUUGUUUCUCUGGGUUUUCGUCCUGGUGUGUCUGAUCGGAACGCUCGGCCUCUUCGUCCAGCCGCUAUUCCAGAGCUACAACACACCUGUAGCAAGAGAUGACUAUGACAUUUAAUAAACAGAUGCUGGGUAAACCACAGAAGAUAUCAGAGCACAUAUCAGUCGCAGUGAGACGAAGCAUACUGAAUAAAAGACAGAGAUCCACUACACGAACACACGCUGAUCGGGUGCGAAACAUCCAGCCCCUGCCAAGAUCUGCAGCUAUGUGAAGGUGAUGACUGAUAUCGCUUAAUCAGGGUAUUCAGAACUGUAUUAAUGCACUGUGAAAACUAACAGAGACAUGUUACCACCCUACUGCCUACAAAACUGCCCUUCAGUUCCCCUGGUGUAGUCAGUUUUUGUCAUCACUCGUACUGCAAUAAUCCUAAUUUCCACCAGAAUUGUUCAGAAUUGUUUCUAGGGCCAGGCUAACACUAGCAUAUCUUAAGAAUGUCUACAAUAAAACGAAUAAAAAAUUAACUUACAGUAUUUCAAUUAGGCUAAUUACAAUUUAAAUAUAUACACAUUACUGUGUAUUGUUUGGUAAGGUUCAGGAUUUUACCAGAGGGCAAAAAAUAUAAUGUGUGUUAUAUUUCAGAAAAAUACACUGUGCAAUACGUAUUUAAGAACCUAAUAGCACUUUCUAUGAAGGCAAUUUGUACACUAUAAUGACCUAUGAAUAUGUUAUAAUGCAUUAAUAAGGCAUUCUACACAUUAUUUAUAAAAACAAAUAGCAUUUACACAAGUACUGUUUAUUAAAUCAAUGGCAAUUUUAUAUAAAUUUAGAACACUAAAUUUACAAAAUUUGUAAAGUUUUGUAGUAUGAUUUCUCAAUAUUUCUCUGUUAAAAUGAAUUUAUUAAGGGGACAAAAUGAUAAUAAAAAAUGUAGAGAUUAGUUUAUUUGGUAUUAGUGCUUAUAAUGUGUUAUGAACCCUACAUAUAAUGCAUCGGGUUGACCGUUCAUAAUGCGUAAUAAAGAUAGCCGUAAUGUAUAAUGCAUUUUUCAAAGUAAUUAUGAAUGUAUUCAUAGUUCAUUAUGAACAGGACCUUCAUAGAAAGUAUUACUGAACUUUUCCAAGUGUGUAAAUGGACUAAAGUGCUAUGCAUGCAACGAGCUACGUUUUGCUGUUUCAAUUUGCAUUUAUUUUUUGCAAACGUCAUUAAAAUGCAUUUAAGUCGCAAAAACUGCACUGCACCUCCACUGUACUCCCAGAAUUAAAGCUGCACUAUGCAACUUUUCUGUUCUUGUAGUCAACCUGCUUACCACCUCACAGCUCCAGGUCUCUGCAGCUUUGAACUAUUUCACAAUGUAAUGUUUACAUCUUUCUCAAAACUCACAGAAUCGAUUUUAUAUCUACCUUUAUUUAUUUUCCUUAUUUCUUUUGUAGAAGCGUUGUGUGUGUUCCAACCCUAAAAGAUUAGUUUGCAUGUGAACACAGUGUAUGUAAUUUCUUACUAAGCCUCACACACAUGCAAAAAACCUUUGAAGCAUUUUUAAAUAUCAGCUUACAUAGUUUGCUGAUCUACAGUAUAAAUGAAUUCUUAUUUAGCUUGAAAUGUCACUUUUUAAUUGCCUUAAUGGAGACAAAGUUGCUGUGAAAUAGUUGAGGUUUUUUUUCUAUCACUCUCGAGACAGGAAUAAUGUGAUGAAAAUCAGAUUAU
This is a messenger RNA of Pangasianodon hypophthalmus (striped catfish), 3162 nucleotides long. RefSeq names its product cholinergic receptor, nicotinic, beta 5a (gene chrnb5a). The coding region runs from base 154 to 1575 and encodes 473 amino acids. The transcript has 7 exons. Gene Ontology annotation, cellular component: neuron projection; postsynaptic membrane; synapse. Gene Ontology annotation, biological process: nervous system process; chemical synaptic transmission; signal transduction. Lineage: Eukaryota; Metazoa; Chordata; Actinopteri; Siluriformes; Pangasiidae. The record is from RefSeq and is a predicted model, not a curated record. Gene Ontology annotation, molecular function: transmembrane signaling receptor activity; acetylcholine-gated monoatomic cation-selective channel activity.